This is a messenger RNA of Helicoverpa zea (corn earworm), 4586 nucleotides long. RefSeq names its product coiled-coil and C2 domain-containing protein 1-like (gene l(2)gd1). The record is from RefSeq and is a predicted model, not a curated record. Gene Ontology annotation, cellular component: nucleus. The transcript has 14 exons. Gene Ontology annotation, molecular function: RNA polymerase II cis-regulatory region sequence-specific DNA binding; DNA-binding transcription repressor activity, RNA polymerase II-specific. NCBI's taxonomy places the organism in Eukaryota, Metazoa, Arthropoda, Insecta, Lepidoptera, Noctuidae. Bases 160 to 2610 code for a protein of 816 amino acids. Gene Ontology annotation, biological process: regulation of transcription by RNA polymerase II.
ACUCUAGCCACUGUUUUUCUAAGUCACUGUCAGACAAAAUACAUAAUAAUCGGGGGAUUAUUUUCUAAGCGGAAUAAAACUUCCUACCGUAGUUGUACUACAGUGAUAUCGGGCAGUGAGGUUCUAAAUAUAGUGAAAAUUAGUUUUUAAAAGUUUAACAUGUCUAGAAAUCCGAGAUCGGGUAAAAAAACUAAUUUGUCGCAGUUUGGUCUUCUAGACAUACCAGAUAUUAACGAUGAUGAUGACAAUCUGGACCUAUCAGACGAUGACUUCGAUUUGGAAGCGGAACUCGCAGCCAUCAGCGGUGGCCGAGCACAGAAGCCGAAGCCUAAGAAACCAGCACCAGUGCCUGUGGCUAACUUGGAUGCUAUGAUAGCGGAGAGCUUGAAGGAUGUGCCUUCUGACGAUGAGGGGUCUGGAGACGACGACGACCCAGACUUACUGAACGAGCUCCAAGCCCUAUCAAUAGACGAUGAUGAAGCACCCGCCCCACCGCCCCGGUCGUCUCGCCCUGCGCCCCCACCUCCUGGGGCUCCUCUCAGUACUGACAGCAGCACUAUAAGCAUGCUGCAAGACAGGAUCACUAAUUAUACGGUCGCUGAGAAGAAUGCUAAGGCUAAUGGUGAAAGCAGUCGGGCUAGAAGGUUUGGUCGAGGCCUCAAAACGCUCCAAGACCUUCUAAAACAAGCAAAAGCAGGCAAACCGAUAAAGAAUGACGACAUUCCUCCACCAGUCAUGGUUGGGAAGGCAGCUGAUCACCAAGAUCCUAUUCCUGAAGACCCUCGGCCACCUCCUCCGGUGGAGGUUGCUAGUCCACCUCCAGAGGAGCCGCUGAUAGACUUUAGUGCGCCAGAACCGAGCCCACCGGCUCCAAGUCCACCUAGCAUACCUGAGCCUACUAGUAUGGGAGAUGAUCAAAGGAAAAGGGAGUUGCAGUUAAUUUUACAGCGCCAAUCAGAAUUCAAAGCCGAAGCUCUAGCGGCAAAGAAACGUGGUGACAAAUUCCUAGCUCUCGGCUUCCUAAAGGUGACGAAACAGUUCGACACAGUCGUAGCAGCUCACAACAGUGGUGAAGUUAUGAAUAUGGAUGAACUGCCUACAGUGGCCAUGAUCACUGCGGCUUUGGAGCAGGAGAGGCUCCAGCAAGAUGGGGUGCAGAAUUCUGCAGCUCCAGAGCCCACAGAAGAUACGAGUGGCGGAGGAGGGGGGCUCAUAAUGGCGAAGACCUUGGGCGAAGGACUACAUCAGAGACUUGAGGCUUUUAAAAAACAAGAAGCAAAAGCCAAAGAAGAGGGCAACUCCUCAAAAGCUCGCCGCAUGAACCGCAUCAUCAAGCAAUAUGCUGACGCCAUCAAACGUCACGAGGCGGGCCAGCCUGUCGCCGUGGACGAUCUGCCCGCCCCCGCUGGAUAUGGCCCACUGCCCACUGCUGGGGGUCAAGCUUCGUCCCCCUCGAGUCCCAGGGCUCCCGCCCCCGCAGCCCCCGAGCCCGGCGCGGGGCCCGGCGCGGGGCCCGGCGCGGGGCCCGGUGCGGGGCCCGGCGCGGCGCAGGCGGCGCGGCGGGACCAAGUGUUAGCCUUGCUGUUCAAGAGACAGAUGCAGUUCAAAGAAAUAGCUCUAGUGCAUAAGAAGAAAGGUGAAUUAGACACAGCAUUACAGUACCUUCGUACGGCGAAACGCUUCGACCCGCUCAUAGAGGCGGCGCGGGCGGGCAGGCCGGUAGACCUUAGUAAUUUACCCUCACUGCCUAAAGCGAAACCUGCUAAAGCUACAUCCGACUCACUACCGUCCUCAACCGCCGAAAGUUCUUCGAUCGACGAACCAUCAGGAUCGGACUGGGUAGAAGUUUCACCUUUAACGGGAACUUCAACUGACGAUGCCCAUUCCAGUUUGUUGAACCAACUGGAAUCUCAAGCUAAGAUGGCGAAGGAAUUCAUGAGCCAUUGCAAAAGUAUGGGCCAUGUGGCUGAGUCGAAAAUGUAUGAGAAGCUAUAUGAAAGGGUUAAAGAGGAUCUUGAUAUUGUUAGGGUGGCUACACUCAACAACCGUGCCCUCCCAAGUUUCCACUACGUAACGCGAGAGUUCUCAGUGACGCAGUGCAAUACCGACCUUGGCGUGAACGAUUUAGAGUUGACAAUCGUUCGCGGCAUCGCGUACAAUGUGUCUAAAGAUAUGGAUACUUAUGUGAGGUUCGAGUUCCCUUUCCCACAGGAAGCCCCCAUAUCAGACAGAACAGAGGUAGUGAAAGACUCGAACAAUCCCGAAUACAAUGCGGUGUUCCCUCUCGCCAUCAACCGUUCCUCCCGGCCGUGUCUGCGAGUCUUCAAGCGUCACGGCAUCAAGUUAGAAGUAUGGAGUAAAGGGUGGGGCUGCGCUGACGCGCUGGUCUGUUGCAGCGGCUGGUUCCGCUCCGACUCCUUGCUGGGUACUGUCAACGUCAAGCUGGCGCCGCUGCAGGAAGCUAUCACUCUUCAUGAUUCAUUCCCGCUAAUCGACGGUCGUCGUCCUGUGGGCGGGUCGUUGGAGAUCAAGCUGCGCGUACGCACACCACUUCUACAGCAAGAGGUCAAAACUACCAAACACCGCUGGCUAGUGUUAGACGACGUCUAAAAUAUCAUCUGCCUAGCCCUUUCCCUACGUUGGGGUCGGCUUCCAUUUUAACCGGAUGCAGCUGAGUAUAAUUAUUGCCACGAAUCCUGAGCUCUGACCUUCACCUGCACAGAAGUAAUUCAACGAAGUAAUAGACCACAAAACCACAGAAGAGUGUGGUAAAGCGGUGAUUGGCCCGCAGUGCAUCGCGUCAUAGCCGUCACUCGGGAUUGGUUCUUUGCUAAUAAAUUACUUCUGCGCAGAUGUAGGUCAGAGCUCAAGAUUCGUGCUGAUAACUAUACCAGUGUUUGAUAAGGAGCGACUGCCUAUCUGACCUCCUCAACCCAGUUACCCGGGCAACCUGAUACCCCUUGGUAAGAUUGUGAUAUGAUGUGUAAAAUAUAACGAUGCAAUUAUGUAGGAAUGUUAAUAAAAUAGUCGGUAAUGGUAACUUAUAUCACUGUUGAGCUAUAGAUAUUUGCUGUGGGUUUUAAUAACCGAUCUAUCUAUCGAGUUGCUUACUAUAGUCUGUUUUUUUUUAAUCUCGUAGACUAAACUGACAUUACGAGUGUUGUCACUUUAGUGCAAUUCUUAAAUAGUGAUGUGGCACAACCGAAACUUAGCGUUAAUAAAUUCAAGUAUCGUUUUUUUACAAUAAGUUAUCAAAAAAAAAAAACACUUUGAAUGAAAAAUAAAUUCGUCUAUUAUAGAUAAUAAGAUAGAUAAUUCGUCUAUAAGAAGUUACGAUUCAACAAACCGGUAUCGUAAGUAUAACACUGUACAAAAGAGCUGUCAAUUUAGUCUACGAGAUUAAAAAACAGACUAUAGAGAUGGAAUUUUGACAUUAGCCUCAAACUGCUAAUGUCAAAUGCCUAUGUUUAGUAAGCAAAUCAAGAAAUAGAUGGUUAUUGAAAAUAUACAGCUUUCUGCAGCCAGCUAAAAAGUAACUUGUAUAUUAUUCUGAUAUGUUAUUUGUAUUAAUUUUAAGUUUUAUCAAAAUCUGUUCGCGUGUACAAGUUACAAUCAUACACACUUUUAAGAUAUUAUAAUAUAAUUGUUUUCUGCGGUUUCGCCCGAGGAAUUCACAGUUUUGCAUUUAUUUAUUUUAACGAAUGGUUUCCAAAAUAUUAUAGCUCACAACACGAGCCGUGCAGGCAGAAUGGUACACAAAAAUGUAGCAAAGUGGUUUGUAGUAUAUUUUCGAAAUUUUGACAUAUACAUGGCUUUCGCAUGGCCAUGCGAAGUCGAUAUUUUAAUCUAAAAUAAUAUAUGUACUUUUAAAAUGACAUUCACUUUUUAUUUUUAUAUUGAAUGAAAAUCUGCCUUUAUCUUUUUUAAAUGUCGACCUCAUGUUGUGAUUAUGAAAGUAAGAAAUAUUGUAAAAUAAAUAUUGCUAUAGUAAUUUUUAUAAAUAAUAAUCUUCGAUGUACGGUAUAAAGAGUUUAGAGAAAUGUGCUUAAAUUAGGACAUUUGACGCACUGGAAUGCAACCUAUAAUAUUUAAGUCACAUAAAUGUAAUAUAAGAAAAUCUCACUUGAAGCUUGCGUCCAAUCAUUUUUUAAAUUUUAAACAUGUCACAAAUUGUUUUGAAAUUGUCAAUAGAUUUUGAACCUUAGAGUUUGGAAACAAGGUUCUAAUUCAUUCGAAAGUGAAUUAAAAUUGAUUAUUUUUGUAUUAUCUAGUAAAUAUAUUUUUAUUUCAAGUAAAUAUAUUUUAUACUACCAUUUCGAUAUAUAGGUACUUGAAGAUUUACAAAAAUGUCUUCGGCUAUAAAUGAUUUUUAUUUUUUCAUAAUAUUGUAUAAUAAUAAUAAUUUAAAAAAUGUUUUAGUUGUGCUGUCUAAAAGACGUUGUCUGUACAGAAAUGUGCAGUGCAUGUGAAUUUGUAUGUAUUCGAUAAUAUUAGUCCACUAUUAUUUUUAUAAUUGUACAUUAUGAAUAUAAUAAUAUUAUGUAGUAUGUUAAUAAUUGUAAUUAUUAAAGAUCUGGUUGAUCGUU